CAGUAUGUGUGUCACAAUUCUGCUUUAAGGUCAUGAACAUCCACUGUGUUCCACACAACAUCAGGAUAAUUUUACUCAAUCACAUUUAUAAUUGAAAAUGUGCCUGUAUGUACUGUACUACUGUGUGUAUUAUUUUGUGUGUAGAAUAGUAAAGAUUGCAGUGUAAAUGCUACUUCCAUUGAAGCUGAAGUGUACUGUAAUUGCAGCUUAAGGCACUGCUUUUGUUGUAAGUUUGAAUCGAAAUUUAUCUCAGGUGUGAUCUAUGCCUGUGUGAAGUAUAUCUGGGCAGCCCGCAGUGGGAUGGGUUCUGCUUAAUGAGUCUGUCAGACAUGUGGCAGAGCCAUCAAGCUCAUUACCCUUGUAAGAGGGAGCGAAUCGCCUUGGCAGAUUUGAAUUUGUUUGAGUAAACAGACAUGUUUGGCUACACCUUAGCAAAGCACAGAGGAGUUCAAAUCAACAGCUGCUGGGAGCUGCUGAGCUGCUGAGCUGCUUUUGAAGUCUGCCCAGGUAUGGGCAAGACAAACAGUGACAGAGGAAUGGGACUUUUCACAAGCCUCCAUUUUCCAAGUCAUCCUGUUUUUUGUUUGCCGACGUAAAUACUGUAAGUAGCUGUUUGUGCUGUUGACUGGUUAUCCCAGUAUUUUUUUCUAUUUUUCCAGGGUUUGCUGUGCCAUGCAUUUAUUAUAUCUGUUUUGUGUGUUUUGCUAUCCCUUUGUGUACUGUACCAUGCUUGUCCUUGGAUUGCACUCCGCAUGAGUACACUCCCCUCUGCUUUUACCUUGCUUUACCACAGUAAACAUUUCUUGGGACAGUCCCCUUGACUUCUGUCCUCAAUGGAGGAGCUGGGUUUUCUUCUGGAUUGAGUAAAAUAUCCCACCCAUGCGCGUGUGUUGGUCACUGUUCUGCAGGGCUGUGGGACACUUAUUAUGGUUCCAGACAAUGCAUAAAAAGUCAAUUAAACUGGAGUAUUGUUACAGGUUUUAUAAAAGAAAAAAAGUGACAAAUACACACUUUUCACUUUUUCAACUUUAAAUAAUGUAAUUUAAAAUACCUGCUUGCUACUGAGAAUAAUGCUCUGGUAGUUUUGCAAAUGAGUAACGCCAUUGUGCGCCUGAGCAUUGAGCUGACAUUAGGAGUUCUUUUUUCUCUUGACCAAUACAGGAUACGUGAUUUACUGUAGGUUCCUCGUUUUGUCUGGCUUCAUGUUACUGGAUGACUUCCCCUUGUGUGUGCCCUCCCUAAAGGUAUAGAAUCCCUUUGAAAUGUCUCACAUGCCACAGCUCUGGAGCUGGAGUUCACAACACAAAGAAUUUACUCUGAAACUAAACUCUGCUUAACCUGCUACUUGAAAUUCAACACUUGUGUUGUUGUAAACAGGCAGGUCGAAAAUCAUUUUCUUCAGUGCUGCAAAAUACCACAAUAUCCUGGUCUUAAACUCACAUAAUUCCAUGAGUAUUCCGUAAGGACCUUCCCUUCACAGAGAUGUAGAGCACCGUGUGUUGAAGGCACCAGGAGCACUUUCAGCGAUUUCAGAUAAAAAGCGACCCGCACCUGUGACCCCGCCUCCCCCACCGCCCUGCCCCGCCCCGCCAUGGCGUCGCGAAUCGGGCUGCGCCUGCAGCUGAUGAGGGACCAGCUGCAGCAGGAGGAGCAGCGGGAGAAGCAGCAGCAGCAGGCCGCCGCCAUGCACUACAUGCAGCACCGCAUGCCCCUGCCGUCCACGCCCGCCAUCAACGCGCCCAUGAACUUCCCGGCCCCCAUGCAGGUCCCCGUGGAGGUGCUCAAGGUGCAGACACAUCUGGAAAACCCCACCAAGUACCACAUCCAGCAAUCCCAGCGGCAGCAGGUGAAACAGUACCUGUCCACCACCUAUGCUACCAAGCAGGCAGUGAGCGCAGUGACAGGGGCUCCGAACUUACCCCCCACACCUGGGGCCCCCGCUCAGCUCAUCACCCCCUCCACAGGAAACAGUGCCCCCAACAGCCCCAUGGCCAUGCUGAACAUCAGCGCCAGCCAUGAGAAAGAGGUACCUGUUGCUCACUUUGGGCUGGAUGAAGUCAUCGAUGACAUCAUCAGCAUGGAGUCCAGCUAUAAUGAUGACAUACAAGCCUACACUGACCCUGUGAUUCAGAUGCCAAACACACUGCCCCUGUCCAGUAGCCAUUUAGAAGGAUACUCUGGCCCAGGUAUUGCUGGGCCAGCUAUUGCCAUGACCAGCAACUCCUGCCCAGCCAACCUGACCAUCAAAAGGGAAAUGUCAGAUGCAGAGGUCCAUGCUCUGGCCAAGGAGAGGCAGAAGAAAGACAAUCACAACCUGAUUGAGAGAAGACGCAGAUUUAAUAUCAAUGAUAGGAUCAAGGAGUUGGGCACCAUGAUUCCCAAGACCAACGACCUGGACAUUCGCUGGAACAAGGGAACCAUCCUCAAAGCCUCGGUGGAGUACAUCAAGAAGAUGCAGAAGGAUGUGCAGAGGUCACGGGAGGUGGAAAACAACUUCAGGAGGAUGGAGAUGGCCAACAAGCAGCUCCUGCUGCGCAUCCAGGAGCUGGAGAUGCAAGCGAAAAUUCACGGGCUCCCCUGCAGCUCCCCGUCGGGGAUGGGCAACACGGAGAUGCUGAGCUCCUUCGUGAGGCUGGAGAGCAGCCCAGAGGAGAAGGCCUCGGCCGAGCCCCUGCGCCAGCCAGCGCAGCUGCCGCAGCCGCCGCAGUUCUCGCACCACCAGCAUGCGCAUCACCAGCAGGCGCAGCCGCAGCCGCCGCAGCUGCCGCAGCCGCCGCAGCCGCCGCAGCAGCCCAUACAGUACGGGUCAGUGGGGAGCUCCCAGCAGCUGGACUUUGCACAGACACUGGACUUGUGUGACAAUGCGGCUGGCUAUCAGGACCCGCUGUCCCAGCUCACCGACCUCUCCUUCACCUCCCCCUCCAGCAGGAAGGGGCUGGGCUUCAUGGAUGAAAUACUCUCCCCUCUCGGAGGGGACCCCCUGCUCUCCGCCAUGUCCCCCGAAGCCUCGGUCGACAGCAGCCGGCGCAGCAGCUUCAGCAUGGAGGACACAGAAAUGCUGUGACCCCCACCCCUCCCCCUCGCUGUCACCUGCCCUCACCCCCGCCUGCCCCGGUCCCCUCCCUCAAGCCCUCUCACACUCAACACACUCACACACAUCGUGCUCAUGGCCGCGCGGCCACCCGGCGCCGACACGCCGCUGCGCCGUUCUGGAAACGAUGUCGGGGGAGUGGGGGGAGUUGAGUCCGGCCGGCUUGCAGGAACCGAUCCGCGUUCCUUUCGAGACAGGAAGCGGGUCCCCGUUGCACAUCGGUCGGGCUCUGUCCCCCGUUUCUUUCCUUUUUUCUCUGCGCCGAAACACUGGCCAGUCUCGGUUUCCUCUGCAGGACGGUAGCACCUUUCUGCACUGCCAAGAAGCAGGAGGAUCUUAGAGCAGCCCAAGGAACCCUGCUUAAGCAGAGGCAGUGCCAAGCCCUGAAAUCCUUUCCUUGCGAGACAGCUAGGCAGAGCUCCACAGCGGAGCUUGAACAAGCUGAGGCCAAGUCAGUAUUGUACGUUUGCAAAACUCAACGGGCAGUCCUCAGGAAGUGGCUUGGGGAAAAUAGGGUUUUUUCUUGCGGAAAAACUUGUUGUGCAAAUUGCUACAAGAUUUUGAGAUUUCUCGGUGGUGAACGCACCAGGGCAAAACAUCUAGGUAGGCCGCUUUAGCGUGGCAAACCCCGCUAAAAACUCUCGGGAUUGCAGAGACAGGCGUUCAACGUUACGAAAGGGAUCGGUCUUCUUAGGACUAACCUGCAGCAGCACCGUGCAGGAAACCUGCUGUUCUGGGGGCUGCUGUGGGCUGGCUGCUCUUAUGCUGCAGACGUCGGAGGGCAGCGUCUGAGCAGCGCAAACCUACUGCACAUCACACCCACCUGGCAGUGAGUGAGUGGAGCUGUGACCCCUGUAGUUGUUUUAUAUUUGAACUUGAGAAAAAUGAAAAGUGAUUUCUUCUGUUGUUGUUGCUGUUGUUCUUAUUGUUGUUUUAUAUAAAGUUGUUCUCCUCCCAAAGCACUGAAAACCUAUUUUAUUUUGUGGACUUUAUACAAGAAUGUGUUUUUUUUUAAUUAGACUUUUUGGUAAAGUGUUUUUAAUUCAAAAAGAAGAAAACUGUGGACUUCUGAGUGCCGUUAUGCCACUCAGGUAUAUUUUAUAUUAUCUUAUCUGAUCCCAAAGCGACCUUUUUGCCUUGUAAUGUCAUUUGAAAAUAUUUCUGCCUGUCUGUCUAAUAUCUGGGGGGGUGGUGGAGCCGAGUUCUUUUGUCAGUUCAGGAAUGUUGUCCUCAUCUGAUUUAAGAAAAUUAAAACUGUAUUCUUUUUACUGUUACUAUUGCAAUUUUAUAAUGGUUGAUUUUUUUAAGGAAAUAUUGAUAUUUAAAUGAUAAUUAGAUUAAAGGCGAUUCUUUUACCUUACUCUAUUUUAAUGAGCUUUGUGAAUUUCAGCUAAUGCAAACGAAAAGCGAGAUGAUUGUCUAUGUGAAGCACACAGGGAGUACUUCAUUGUUGUACAGCUGGGUGCUGAGGAUUGGGGAGACGUGUGCUGAAUUUAGUAGAUUCCCCAGAAAGAGUUCCUAGUGCAAGGUUGUGGAAAAGUAUAGAAGCAGGAUGAAAGAAUGCAGAAUGUAAGUCAUCCGGUUGAAAAAAAAAAGACUUUUUUCAACAUGCCUUGUCUUGUACAGAGUGGAUUUUAUUUGCCAGCGGUCUUGCCUUCCCAGAUGAGGAUCUGGUGUUGCCGUUUCCCCAUAAUUAGUUUGCGAUUCUACUUGAAAUCGGGCACCCUGUCUUGUAUGGGAUGUCCGAUCGUUUGCUCUUGAAAGCCUUAAGCUCUCACAAACAGUUGUGUCACAGAUAUCAACCUAAGAAAAGUCUCUCAGCCUGUGUGUGAAGAAGCUCAGAAGAAACAAGAAAGUGAGGUUAGGCUCUGAUUCCUGCCUGGGAGCUGUUCUCCCUUUGCGACAAGCUCAAGGAGAAGCAGGGCUGGCGUAGAAGGAACGGCUUCUCGUUUUCUUUUCACGAGCUUUUGGAAUCUUGCUGCUGUGUGAAUUUGUAUUGGCAUUUGUCCUGGUGCAGGAGGCGCCGCGCUUGGGUCUAGAUACUGCUUCGCUGGCGACGCAUAAACCACGAGCGCAUCGGUUUGAACGUGACUGUGCUUCUUGUAAACGGGCGCAGUCCCUUCCUGGUGAGGCGCUGGUCCAGCUGUCCCGUUCAGAGGCAGCAGGUUCCGGGACAGGCUGGGCCCCAGCGAGCUGCGUCGCUCCUCCGGCUGACUCGGUCUCUCCCGGCGGAGCUCUGGAGCCCCCGGUGUGAGUCCUGGCGGCCGGAGUGCAGGUUUCAGUGGAGAGAGUGCCUGGGCUUCCAUUCCACGCUGCCCCUCCCAUGUUUCAUACAGUAGCAGCAACCACAGGCUGAUAUAUAUAUAUAUUACUGAUUUCAAAACUGGUUGCUAUGUUAAAGAAAACUCAGUUCUGGGUUAAUGGGGAGAGGAAUGUGCUUGAGCUGUUGUUCAUACCAUAUCUUGAGCUGUUUUCCUUUCUGUGUCUCUAUUAUUCACUCAAAGGGUCACUCCUACAACAAUGUUCUUUAUAACAUACAGCCCUGUGAAUUACUCCAGAACCUUGUGAAAAAAAAAUCUCAGGUAGCUACUGUGAUUGUGAUUAGUUGUGACACCAGUGUUCCACAAGGGGGCGCCAUUUCCCCCUACAUGAAAAGCAACUCAUGUGUGACGACGUGUGGAGGAGACACAUGAAUACAUCCCAGCGUUUCAUUAACUUGUGUUUCUGUGUAGGUGCCGUGAUUAUGAUUAAGAUAAAUAUGCGAGCUGCUUGUUGCCAAUGAUGCUGUAAUAUAGCUUUAUUCACUUUAUUCUGGCGUUGAUCGGUCUGCACUCUGGCUGCUGGAAUCUUGUAAUCUGUUCAAAUUAAAACAUUGCACUGCCUUUUGUGGAAAGAAAAUCUAUUUUGAACCAACAGUACUGCACUCCCAUGACCACAGCGUUUACCAAAAUCACACCAACUGACAUUUUAAAGAUGUUUUUAAAAAUGAAUCAAAAAAAUACUUUUAAUGAAAAUGUCAGCUCUGGCUCAUCUUUAUUUCAUUAGCUGCAUUCCGAGAACCGUCCUGUCUGAAUUGUUUCUCUGCAAAGGAAUAGGUCAUAGUUAAAGGAAUCUUAAUGCAUGCAGUGUGGAUUCAGUUUUGUAUCUUUUUAUGUGAGGUUUGCCCCAUAUAGGCUGACAGGCUCUCAGCUUGUUUGUCCUCAAGCCUGUCAAGGGAAUGAAUUGGUCUGGGAUCGACUUGACUGGGCCACAAGGUCAGUCAUGGUGCGUAACCUGCGAGGCCAACCCAGACACUGCGGACAGUGACCCCUACAGAUCAAACCCGGUGCUGGGCUCUGUAGUGGGGUUUUCUCCUGCCUUUAUCUCCCUUUUGCUAAAUUUUCCCCCAUUUUACUGGCAUUUUAAGUAAUGGUGUUGGUAAAUUGAAGGUCCCUGCAAAAACUCGGGGUGCAUUUCAAAGCUUGGGGGUGGAGGAGGGGGUGGGUCGAAUGUAGACUGUGGGGAUUCUCUUCCGCUACACGAGUGGGCGCCCCCCCUCUCCAGUGAUUCCCCUGCCUGUUCAAAGUGCACCAUGCAAAUGCAGAAAGAGCAGAAAUACCAGAUGCUUCUCAGUCACCAUUUCUGAUUGUCACACACAUCACCCCAUAACUUAUUUGGGGUCAUUCA
This is a messenger RNA of Lepisosteus oculatus (spotted gar), 6757 nucleotides long. NCBI's taxonomy places the organism in Eukaryota, Metazoa, Chordata, Actinopteri, Semionotiformes, Lepisosteidae. The record is from RefSeq and is a predicted model, not a curated record.